AUGUUCAACUGUAUAAAGGAUGCAGGUGCAGGUUUAAGCGAAUACGCAGCGGACCCCGAGACUGUUGCAGCUAGUGCAGAUGAGGAGUUGUAUGAUGAGGAGUCGCAUCAGGGAGCAGCUGAAUACUUCGGACUGAAUCAGUACAACAAAAUAUUUGUAAUUUUUGAGAGUGAAGCUGUAAGUAUAUGUAUUUCUCGACCAUUCACUUUGCUUGAUUUGACACUUACACUCCGUAUAUUAACAUCAAUCUGGGUUCUUUUGCAGACUAUCUUAAUAAAGAACUUGGAACCCACCCUACGAGAAUGGGAAACGGACGCCGUUCGCUUGCUCCGUGAUAGUUUUCAGGUCAUCGAAACUCAGGAAUUGAGCGAUGAGGGUAACGAGAAUGAUGACGAGGGUGAGGGGGGAUCAGCGGAAAGUGAUGAAAAAGGCGUACAGGGAGAGGGAUCAGGGGGGAAUAUCGUGAAACCAUCUCUUUUGAUGGAUGAAUUUAGGGUUGGGAUAGAUGAGUUGAAGAAGGAGAGAGAGGAGUUGAAGAAGGAGAGGGAUGAGCUAAGGAAAGAGAAGGAAGAGUUGAGAAAGAGAGAAGAGAGGCUUGAUGAGAGGGAGGCGUUGUUGAAAGAGAAAGAAUUGUUAAAGAUGGAGAGAGUAGAUCUAAACGAGAGAGUGCAGUUGAAGAAAGAGAAGGAAUUAUUUUUCAUCAUGAACGAGGAGUUGAAUAGGCGGAUGUGUGAGUUAUUGAGAGAAACUGAAAACUUAGCGAAAGAGAGGGAGUCCUUAAAGAAGGAGAAGGAAUAUUUCUAUAUAAAGAGAGGACAGUUUAUGAGGGAUGAGGACGAGGAGUUGAAGAAGAAAGUCAAAGUUGAGGAUAUGGAAGAAAAAGAAUAG
Molecule: messenger RNA, 888 nt
Organism: Magnolia sinica
Lineage: Eukaryota; Viridiplantae; Streptophyta; Magnoliopsida; Magnoliales; Magnoliaceae
Exons: 3
Coding region: 1-888 (295 amino acids)
Source: RefSeq, a predicted model, not a curated record